UCCCAAAAGUUAAUAACCUUUUCCACAUUUUCACGAUAAAAAUCAAAAUAAAACAAGUCAACAUCUCCACUUCUGCUCAUUUCACUUCACUCACUGCCAUUUCCUAUUCAUGAUUAGCACGUGAUUUCAUCUCUCCGGUGAACGGCAAUGUCUCCGGCCAUCACAUUACCGCUCUCUCACUCCAAACUCUCAUUCUCACUCCCAUCCCUCACCCCUCCUCCAUUCACCGCCACCAAUGUCACCUUCCGAACUCCCCGGCCUUCUAGCCAAUCACUCUCGGCCACGUCAGCUUCCGCAUCCUCCACCACCACUACCACCGUAACUACCAUCCCAACCUCCGACACUCCAAACACAAACGCAACAACCGCCUUCGUUAUCCACGCGCGUAACCGAAUCGGACUCCUCCAGGUCAUUACACGUGUAUUCAAGAUCCUCGGCCUCCGUAUCGAGAAAGCUACUGUCGACUUCUCCGGUGAGUAUUUCACAAAAACGUUCCACGUCACUGAUUCGCACGGUAAUUCAAUCGACGACGCUGAUAGCGUGGAGAAGAUCAAGAAUGCUUUGAUUGAUGCGAUUGACGGUGGAGAUGGAGUCAGUGAGUCUGUUAAGGUAGGGUCCACCUCUCAGACAGGAGUAACGGUGAGGCGGAGGCUCGGCACUGGCGGUAGUGAAGGUAAAGUGGAGCGGAUGUUCGGGUUAAUGGAUCGGUUUUUGAAAAACGAUCCGAUUAGUUUACAGAAAGAUAUUUUGGAUCACGUGGAGUAUACUGUUGCCAGGUCACGUUUUAGCUUUGACGAUUUUGAAGCUUAUCAGGCUUUAGCUCAUAGUGUGAGAGAUCGGUUAAUUGAAAGGUGGCAUGAUACACAAUUAUAUUUCAAGAGGAAAGAUCCUAAGCGUAUUUAUUUUCUCUCGCUUGAGUAUCUUAUGGGUAGGUCAUUGUCGAAUAGUGUUAUUAAUCUCGGCAUUCGAGACCAGUAUGCAGAUGCAUUGUCUCAGCUUGGUUUCGACUUUGAAGUUGUUGCAGAGCAGGAAGGGGAUGCUGCUCUUGGUAAUGGUGGGCUUGCUCGUCUUUCAGCUUGUCAAAUGGAUUCCUUAGCAACAUUAGACUACCCUGCGUGGGGGUAUGGGUUACGCUACCAGUAUGGGCUGUUCCGUCAGGUCAUAUUGGACGGAUAUCAGCAUGAACAACCUGAUUACUGGUUAAAUUUUGGAAAUCCUUGGGAGAUUGAACGGAUCCAUGUCACCUAUCCUGUGAAGUUCUAUGGAAGUGUUGAAGAGGGAGAUUUCAAUGGAGAAAAAUGUAAAGUUUGGGUCCCCAAAGAAACGGUUGAGGCUGUAGCCUAUGACAAUCCAAUACCUGGCUAUGGGACAAGGAAUACUAUUACUCUUCGCCUUUGGGCUGCUAAACCCAGUGAUCAAAUUGAUAUGGAGUCAUUUAACACUGGAGAUUACAUAAACGCUGUUGUCAAUAGACAGAAGGCAGAAACCAUAAGCAGCGUUUUGUACCCUGACGACCGUUCAUACCAGGGGAAGGAAUUACGAUUGAAACAACAGUAUUUUUUCGUCUCUGCUUCAUUGCAAGACAUUAUUCGGAGGUUUAAAGACACUCACAGCAACUUCGAUGACUUUCCAGAAAAGGUCGCCCUGCAGUUGAGUGAUACUCACCCAUCUCUUGCGGUAGCUGAGGUCAUGAGAGUGCUUGUUGAUGAAGAGCAUUUAAGUUGGAGCAGAGCAUGGAACAUUGUGUGCAAAAUUUUCUCUUUCACGACCCACACAGUAUUGCCUGAGAACCUGGAGAAAAUUCCUGUUGAUUUGCUGGAGAGUCUUCUGCCACGCCAUUUACAAAUUAUUUAUAAAAUAAAUUAUAAUUUCAUUGAGGAAUUGAAGAAGAGAAUCGGUCUAGACUACGACCGACUUUCCAGGAUGUCAAUUGUUGAGGAAGGUGCUGUGAAGAGUAUUCGGAUGGCAAAUCUAUCAGUUGUCAGCGCUCACUCUGUGAAUGGCGUUUCUAAAGCACAUGCGGAGAUGUUAAAAACAAGAGUAUUUAAGGACUUCUAUGAGCUGUGGCCUCACAAAUUUGAUUACAAGACAAAUGGAGUAACUCAGCGUCGCUGGAUUGUGGUAAGCAACCCAAGUUUAUGUGCUGUUAUCACGAAAUGGCUUGGAACAGAAGGUUGGAUACGUGACAUGGACCUUUUAGCGGGCCUGAAAGAGCAUGCAACAAAUGCUGAACUACAUCAAGACUGGAAGAUGGUUAGGAAGGUUAAUAAAAUGAGGCUUGCAGAGUAUAUAGAAGCAAUGAGUGGGGUCAAGGUCAGCGUGGAUGCAAUGUUUGACGUGCAGAUAAAGAGAAUUCAUGAGUACAAAAGACAGUUUCUCAAUAUUCUUGGCAUUAUCCAUAGAUAUGAUUGCAUCAAGAACAUGGAGAAGAAUGAGAGGAGUAAUGUUGUCCCUCGUGUCUGCAUAAUUGGAGGAAAAGCAGCACCUGGUUAUGAAAUUGCAAAGAAGAUUAUCAAACUUUGUCAUGCUGUAGCAGAAAAAAUUAACAAUGAUCCAGAUGUUGGUGAUCUUUUAAAGUUGGUUUUUAUCCCUGAUUACAAUGUUUCUGUUGCUGAACUGGUAAUACCAGGGGCUGACCUUUCACAGCACAUAAGCACUUCUGGCCAUGAGGCAUCAGGAACUAGCUGCAUGAAAUUUUUGAUGAACGGGUGUUUACUUCUAGCUACACCAGAUGGUUCUACAGUUGAAAUUAUUGAAGAAAUAGGCGCAGAGAAUAUGUUUUUGUUCGGUGCAAAAAUACACGAGGUUCCAGUUUUGCGGGAGAAAGGACCUGCCCUUAAAGUACCUCUUCAAUUUGCUCGUGUUGUGAGAAUGAUACGAAAUGGCUAUUUUGGCUUGGAAGACUAUUUUAAACCACUAUGCGACAGUGUGGAAAAUGGCGGCGACUUCUACCUUUUAGGUUCUGAUUUCGAGAGCUAUCUAGAGGCACAGGCUGCUGCUGAUAAAGCAUACGUUGAUCAAGAGAAGUGGACUCAAAUGAGCAUUCUUAGCACGGCUGGGUCGGGACGAUUUAGCAGUGAUCGAACAAUUGAAGAAUAUGCCGAAAAAUCUUGGGGAAUUGAAUCCUGUAGAUGCCCCAACUAAUCUUCCAAUAGAAAUUAGAGAGGAGACAAAAUUUUAGCAAAUUUUGUUAUGCAGUGGGUCAAGUUUAGCGCAGUAGUCACAAAUAAAGUGGUGGUCUAUUGGGACUGAAGAACUUGAAAAUAAAGGUCAAACAAAUGUACUAUAGUAUCAUUAUCAUUCAAAUAAAAGUCGAAUUGUAUAAUCUUAAUUAUAUACUUUUGUGCACUGGAAAUAAAUUGAACUUUUUUGAACCA
Mercurialis annua (annual mercury) is the source of this 3377-nucleotide messenger RNA. RefSeq lists its product as uncharacterized. Gene Ontology annotation, biological process: glycogen catabolic process. The coding region runs from base 148 to 3144 and encodes 998 amino acids. Gene Ontology annotation, cellular component: cytoplasm. Gene Ontology annotation, molecular function: glycogen phosphorylase activity; pyridoxal phosphate binding. The transcript is spliced from 22 exons. Lineage: Eukaryota; Viridiplantae; Streptophyta; Magnoliopsida; Malpighiales; Euphorbiaceae. The record is from RefSeq and is a predicted model, not a curated record.